UUACCAUCCUGUUCAGAGAAAGGGAAUUAUCGGGAUAUUUAAGAAUUUUAAAGUUACUGGAUUACAAAUAGUAAAAUUUUACAGAAGAUAUGAUAGAAAUGGCUUCUGAGAGUGAAAUUUUAGAGUUGACACAAGACGAAAGACAACAGUUGCUGAAAUUUGACAGUUGCUCCUUCGGGUUCCUGAAGUUGGACAAACCUGAAGAAGCUUCCACAAAAUGCCUUUUGGAGAAGGGUGUGAAGUUCUACGAGUUUGUGAUCAAAACAGCCGUCAAGAAAGCCAAGAGAGACGGCGGCAAACCCCAGAUAGAGGCGGCCAUCUUCUGUAGACUGGGCCACCUGCUCUUGCUGUUGGAACAGUAUGAAAAAGCGUUGUCCGCCUACCAGAAGUACUACCAGCUGCACGAAUGCCACUGGAAGAAUGCACCAUUCCUGUACGGCCUUGGAUUUGUCUACUUCCAUUUCAACGCAUACCAACUAGCUACGAGAGCGUUCCAGCAGGUAUUGUACACCGACCCGGCAUUCACACGUGCCAACGAGAUCCACAUUCGCCUCGGCUUCAUCUUCAAGAUUGGCAAGGACUUUGACAAGAGCUUGAAGCAUUUCCGCAAUGCCCUGUCAGACUGCAGUCCCUGCUCAUUGACCAAGGCUCAGAUUAAGCUGCACAUAGCCCACCUGUACGAAGUUCAGGGCCAGUACAAGCAGGCGAAGGAAGCGUAUGAACAGUUCAUCAGCUCCGAGGACUGUAUAGAGGAUACAUACAGGGCCACCGCCAACAAACAACUUGGCUGGUUGUUCCACACAGUUGAUAUCCUUGGGGAGAAAUCUGCACGGGAAGAGCUCGCCAUUCACCAUUUGAAAGAGUCCCUCAAGUACGACAAAUCCAACGGACAAACCUGGUACCUCCUUGGCAGGUGUUACUCAAGCCUCGGGAAAGUGCAUGAUGCCUUUGUCUCGUACCGAAACUCCAUCGACAAGUCUGAGGCCAGCGCAGACACUUGGUGCUCCAUAGGGGUUCUGUACCAGCAGCAGAACCAGCCUAUGGACGCGUUGCAGGCCUACAUCUGUGCCGUACAGUUGGACAAGUCUCACUCCGCCGCUUGGACCGACCUGGGCCUCCUCUACGAGACCUGCAGUCAGCCCAAGGACGCCCUUACAUGCUAUAUUAACGCCAGCAAGACGGCUAAAGGAGGAGUGGUUAGCCCGAGUCUGAGUGGGAAGAUCAAAUUCCUGCAGCAGCAUCUCUCCAAGGUGAUGCAGCAUCUACAGACCAAACCCAGAACCCUGCCAAGUAUUGAAGAAGCGUGGGCUUUACCCAUUCCUGCCGAGCUAACCUCCAGGCAGGGGUCCGGUACCCCUCACACCGUGCAGAAAUCUGAAGGAACCAGUCCAUUACCAGGCCAACAGGCUUUUGGAAAUCAAAGUGCAAUAAUCGAAGACAAGAAAAAGAAAAUGCAGAGGAAAAGGGCUGCAGGUGAAAUGGAGGGUCCAUCCCCACCUGCAACACCAGCCACACCCCAACUCCUGUCACCUCAUCAAUUACAGAUACUCCAUCAGCUACAAAACAAGGCAAAUCUAGACCCUCAACAACGACAGUUACUACAGGAUCUUCAGCACCAGGUGUAUCUACAACAACAACAUGCCAAAAUGCACAUACUCAAUCAACAGAGUCAGGGCCAGCUACAAUCAGGGAGCAGCUCACAGCCCGGGGGACAGUUUGGUCCCCGGGGCCCUCUUGGAUCUCAGCCCCAGCAGUUCUCACCGCUGGGCACCAGUGCCGAAAAUAGGGGCCAGGACCCCGCUUCUCAGGGACGACCCCCAUCGCUAGAUAGAUUCUCACCCUUCCAUCAUGGCAACCAGGGCCAGAGUCCGCUGAAAGGCCCUCAGUUGCCCGCGGGCUUUCAAGGUCAGGGUCAUCCAUCAUCGGGCAACAUUCCAUUCUCAUCAAGUACGAUGUCUCAGGAUUUACAUGUAGAUAGCUCUUUACCAAAGUCAUUAGAAAGUGGAACAGUGAAUGAAAAAGAGAUAACAGACUUUGCGCAAGACUUGUUAAAACAGUUCAGCAGUGGUAGUAUACAGUCGCAAGAGCUUUUAGGUGAGAAAUUGACGUCGGGUGACGUGAAGUCUAGUCACGGGGUCGGCAGCACGGGUGUACAUUCCACAUCUACUCAGGACACAGCUGGUGGGCCAAGCCUCGAGAAAUUAAUGAAAUUCGACAGCGAGGUGUCGAAAUGUGAUAGCGAGGAAUCCAAAUACAGCUCACUCCCCAAAUUGAACAUCCACAUGUCCGGGGAACAGAUCCUUACUGUGUGUAAAGGACAUGGUCGAAGUGGUUUAACAUUGAGCGUGUUAGGUGACCGCCCCCCACCAAGACCCCCCAGUCCCCCCCAGCCCCCUCUCCCCAAGGACAGGCUCAACCCACCCACACCUAGUGUAUAUUUGGAGUUAAAAAAGGAUGCAAGUUCCCCGGAGUUACAACAGUACUGUCAAUCUCAGCCUGUCGUCGUUAUACGAGGGAUGGCCAGUGCUCUCAAACUUGACCUUGGCCUGUUUUCUACCAAGUCGUUGGUUGAGGCCAAUGCAGAGCAUGCAGUGGAAGUGAGGACCCAGAAAAUGCAGGCUCCAGACGAAAACAGGGACCAGUUUGGGAAUAAGGUGUGGUACUGUGCGAGUAAUCGGAACAGAACUACAAUUGCCAAGUAUGCCCAGUACCAGGCGGCCAGUUUCCAGGAGUCUCUCAGGGAGGAGCAAGAGAAAGCCAAGGGAAUUUUCAAAGAAUCUGACAGCGACUCAAAUUCAUCUGUUUCAUCCAAACGAAAGAAGAUGAUAAAAUUUGGCACAAAUGUUGAUCUCUCCGACCAGAAGAAAUGGUAUCAACAGCUACAAGAGAUAGCGAAACUGCCCGCAUUUUGUCGGCUCGUGUCGGGCAGUAACCUUCUAAGCCAUGUCGGGCACACGAUACUGGGCAUGAACACGGUACAGCUGUAUAUGAAGGUUCCAGGGGCAAGAACUCCAGGACACCAGGAGAAUAACAAUUUCUGUUCCGUGAAUAUCAACAUUGGCCCAGGAGACACUGAGUGGUUCGCAGUGCCGGAACAAUACUGGGGGGUUAUACAUAGCAUGUGCGAAAGGAAUGGUGUGGACUAUCUAACAGGCUCUUGGUGGCCUGUACUGGAGGAUCUGUAUGAGGAAAAUGUUCCCGUGUACAGGUUUAUACAGAAGCCAGGAGAUCUCGUCUGGGUAGGGCCAGGAUGCGUACACUGGGUGCAGGCCAUUGGCUGGUGUAACAACAUUGCGUGGAACGUUGGUCCGAUGACGACACGUCAGAUUCAGCUAGGUUUGGAACGAUACGAGUACAACAAGCUACAGAACUACAAGUCCAUCGUGCCUAUGUUACAUCUUGUCUGGAACAUUGCCAAAAAUGUGAAAAUUGCUGACCAGAAACUGUUCGAGUUAGUCAAGUCGACACUUGUGUGUUCGUUGCGCAACAUACAGUUAACGCUAGACUUUGUGGGCUCCAUGGGUAUUGACAUUAAGUGGCACGGAAGAGUAGAGGGGGAGGCUGCACACUACUGUAAUGUGUGUGAGGUUGAGGUGUUCAACAUAUUAUUCGUGAAAGAGCAGGACAGCAAAUUUGUCGUUCACUGUCAAGACUGCUCACGGAAAAUCCACCCCCGCCUUGAGGGAUUUGUCGUGCUCAACCAGUACCGGCUAGACGACCUAGUCGGUGUAUAUGACGUGUUUACAAUGCAGAUGCCUACACGUCAAAUACAUGGAUAUUGAUCUCGUUACAUUUAUGGUGUGUCAUCCAGAUAGGGAAUCAAUGGCCAUCAACUCAUCUAACUUCAUACCUCAUCUACUUAUUUAUUGACUACAUUUCAGUCAUCCCACAGUGAAAUAGAUUAUUGUGUUGACCAUUUCUAAUGGAUCACCCCUCAUCACUCAUUUUACUUCCAAUUGUUCAUUUUCUUUGUGUAGACCAUAACUUGUGUAUCAUCCCUCAUCAGGUUAUAUAUAUAUAUACAGUGGGUCAUUUUCCUAAAUUGUGUUGACCAUAACUUGUGGAUCAACCCUCAACAGGCAUAUUCUACAGUGGGUCAUUUUCCUAAAUUGUUUUGACCAUAACUUGUGGAUCAACCCUCAACAGGCAUAUUCUACAGUGGGUCAUUUUCCUUAAUUGUGUUGACCAUAACUUGUGGAUCAACCCUCAACAGGCAUAUACUACAGUGGGUCAUUUUCCUUAAUUGUGUUGACCAUAACUUGUGGAUCAACCCUUACCAAGCAUAUAUUACAGUGGGUCAUCUUAAAUUGUGUUGACCAGAAUUUGUGGAUCAUCCCUCAACAGGCAUAUUCUACAGUGGGUCAUUUUCCUUAAACAUGUUGACCAUAACUUGUGGAUCAUCCCUCAUCUACACUUGAAUGGGUCAUACAUGUGUUUCCAUAAACAUUUAAGUACACAUUUGAUUAUUUCUUGGAAGUUGAUCAACUUUUAAUUUGUAUUGAAAAUUUGUGGUCUUCUCAUUUGCAAAUGAUACUGUACAUUAUUUUAAUUUCUCAAGCGUUUUAUAUUUGUGAUUUUUCGUGAAAUAAUCAAGCCACAAUUAAAAAUCUAGUGAAGUAUUAAAAUUACUGUUUUUCUAUUGUUUUUAUGACUGAAUAAUUCAAUAAUGGUGUCUCGAAUAUUUUAAACCUUUAAAAAUUCACCAAGACCAAUAUAUCAUUGAUAAAUGGAAGACCUUGAAAAAUUAAAGCAACUUCUUGUACAUUUCUGUUUUUGGAUCAUCCCUCGUUGUUUAGAUGUUAGGAAUGCAUGGAUGAACUCCGGACUCGGUAAUAGAUGUGCAAAUGGUGCAGUUGUAUAAAAUUGUGUUUGUUGGCUAUAUGUUGCAUUUCAUUAUAAUAGUUGUUAGUUGUUAGUGAAAUAUGAAAGUCAUUGUGUAUAGUGCCGUGUAAGUAACACAAAACUUAACAAUGUUUUACAUGUUUUGAAUGUUAUUUAUUUUUUAUAAUGAAUUCAUUUUCUACGGUUAACUUACAAAGUUAGUUCUGGUAUUGUAAAUGUUUGUCUUUUUUUUUUCAUCCCAAACUUUGUGAGACCGCUUACAGUAAGUUUUUAAGUCUGCCCUUUUGAAAAAGAAUGGACGUCAGAUAAUGUGAUGAUUUACCCAUUAAUGAAUUAAAAAUUAACACAUAGUUUUUGUAUUUCAUAUUCACACUGUUAUUUUUGUACAUGUUUAACGAUUUUGAUGAAGGAUUAUUUUAUUUUUUAUUUUUGAACAUUAAUAUUCAACUAUUUUGAAUCAACACAUGAUGAAAAAAAAGUAUUUUCUUUUUGUUAUGAAAGUUAACUCAGAAGUCUAAUACUAUAUUGUACAGUGAGUGUAUGAAUAUAACUUUACAGUAACAUUUCGAAUUUCCUCUUUAAUUUGAUUAAUGAUUUAUCUUUUUUUAAUUUUUUUUGUACAAAAAUAUUUAUGUUUAAUACAACUGUCAAAAAAUGCUUGAAUUUGUUGCGGCCUAUUUAAAGAUCUGUUAAUUGUAUUUAAGCUCUAAUUUUCGUAAUUCAUUUGUUCUCUUGCUAUUAAUGAUAAUUGUGGUAUCUUUAAAAGGUGCACAAAGUGUAUUAUUUAUACAUGUAUACAAGUCUACACUCAGAUUAUUUAUUUUCAUCGUGUUUUUUGCUUUUUCAUAUACAUGACCAUACUUCAUUGAAAUAAAUAUGGUAGUUUCUACAAUGAUUUUACAAAUGACUGGCUCAGUACUUUGGGGAAACAAUUCUUGGAUAUGUUUCAUUUUGUAUCUUAGGGCUAAUUUAUUUUUUAAGGAAGGCCAUACUAAAUUGAUUUUGUUUUGUUUCUGGCUCCUACAUGUACAUGUAUUUCACUCCUUCCCCUCCCAGGCAGAAAAAAUAGACGUGAACAAUAAACCCCAAGCAUAUUAUUUUUAAGGUGCUUGGAAAAGCAAUUUGGUCAUGUAAAACUUUAAAACAAAGCUGCUUACUUGCAGGUUAUAAUUUCUAAAGCAAGCUAUUUCUUAUGGUCAGUAAAAUACUUCUUGCAUGAUUAAUAGGAAUUGAAAAAUGCAAGUUCCUUACUUAUAUUUAUUGUUUUUGAUAACUUGUUUUGUUUUUGGAAAGCCUAUAACCUACUAGCCAGGCCCCAAUUUUUCGAAAAACUUCUAAAUUUUAACAGCCAUAAAUAGUAUAUUUCAAUUCGCUAAAAUACAUAAUAAAAUACGAAUUUGAUAAAUGAAAAAAAGAUUAAUUGAGAUCAUCAUAAAAGUAAUUCCUAUUGAAAGUAUAAAAAAGUAAGAAUGACCAAACUGUAGGAAAACAAAAAUAGUGAGGUUACAUGUAGCUUAAUCCUGUUAUAAGGGACUUUAUAAGUUUAUAAGAAGUCUCGAGAAAUUGGGGCCAGAUGAUGCACAACAUGGACUCAAUUUAGGAUAUGGCUAAAUGUUAUACAAUGAUAAUUGAGAGAUAAGUAAAUGGUUCUCAUUGUUUGCAGAAACCAUCUGUCAUAUUUCUCACAAUAACUUCACAACUGUAGUGCAUAUAUAUGAUAAUAAAUGUUCAUGACAAUUAUUUGAGCACCAUGUACAUGUAUACAUGUAUGUAAAAGUAUGUAGUUUGUGGUGCAGUACUUUUAGAAAGUCAUAUAUCCAAAUGAAGUAUUUGGGACACGGUACUUUUAUUGGUAUCUACAUGUACAUGUACAUUGUAAGUUCAUAACAUAGGUCUCUUUCUAUUCAUUUCAUCUUGUACGUACAUUUUGUUGACAGAGAUAAGUUUUCAAAUAAAGUUUGUAUAAAAUA
Mya arenaria is the source of this 6812-nucleotide messenger RNA. Its product is annotated as lysine-specific demethylase 6A-like. Gene Ontology annotation, molecular function: protein binding; histone H3K27me2/H3K27me3 demethylase activity; chromatin DNA binding. NCBI's taxonomy places the organism in Eukaryota, Metazoa, Mollusca, Bivalvia, Myida, Myidae. The record is from RefSeq and is a predicted model, not a curated record. The transcript is spliced from 29 exons. Gene Ontology annotation, cellular component: MLL3/4 complex. Gene Ontology annotation, biological process: regulation of gene expression. Bases 90 to 3782 code for a protein of 1230 amino acids.